AAUUCAUGGUAACAUCAGCAAUUCUAUGCCUGCAUUUUACUUCCCUCAAUUGAGAAUCAUUGAUGUCGCGCAGAAUGAUCUUGUGGGUUUCCUACCAAAUAACUAUUUCAAAAUUUUGAAAGGUAUGAGAGAUGUAGCUCCAGCUGAUAAAGUCAAAUUCGAAUACAUUGGUGAUUUUGAAUUUUAUCAUGAGGAUUCUGUGAAGAUAGUAAUGAAAGGGUCCAUGGUGAAGCUUGAAAGGAUCUUGAAAAUUUUCACAACGAUAGUUUUCUCAAGCAAUCAAAUUCAUGGACCAAUUCCUGAAGAGCUAGGAGAACUCAAUUCACUUUUAUUGCUAAACUUAUCUCACAAAAGUCUCAAUGGUCAAAUCCCAUCAUCAUUGAGGAAAUCAGUAGAACUCGAGUCAUUAGAUCUCUCAUCAAACAACCUUGAAGGCAAGAUUCUUGAGCAAUUGACAUAUCUGACAUUUUUAUCAAUUUUGAAUCUUUCACACAAUGAACUUGUGGGCCACAUACCUGAAGGGAAGCAGUUCAGUACUUUCUCAAAUGAUUCCUACAUCGGAAACUCUGGGUUGUGUGGAUUCCCAUUGACGAAGAAUUGCCACGAAGAGGAAGAACCAGAAGCACCUCCAAAAUUUUAUGAAGAGGAUGACUCUGCAACACUCUUUGAGUGGAAGUUUGCAUUGUAGGCUAUGGGUGUGGACUGGUGUUGGGACUUAGUUUGGGAUAUAUUUCCUUCACUACAAGAAAACCAUGGUGGGUGGUGAAGAAAGUGGAGAAAUAUCAACAGAAAUUAGUUGGAAGGGGCAACUGAAAGCAUAAGAAGAGGAAAACGCAAAAACCCAACCAACACUCUCAGGUGAGAAAGUCUCCACAACUCUCACUAUAAUAUUUGUGUUCUAUCUAAGUUCUAACCAUAAAAAUAAAUUAUAUUAAUAAUAGUUAAACUUAAUUUUUCUACUUUUGCUUUAUUUUACAUAGGUGCAAGUAGGUGCAGUUGAUUUCCUAUUCCGGCGAGAUAUGGCAACAAUUGCUUCUUGAGUUUGUUUCCAUCUUUUUCAUGUUCAUUGUUGAUAUAUAGUUGUGUUGACUUGUGUGGGAAUUAUGGUUAUGCAUGAAUUUGUGUUAAUUUCUUUUGGAUUUCAUCUAUGUACUCUGCUCACAGUUGCUCAUGUAUUUUUCUUGAUGUAGUUUGUUUCCUAUGAUGUUAUCUCUUGGUAUUUUCUUCUCUCUUCCUUUGUGUUGGUUGUCUUUGAAUGGUUGUCUUGUGAAUUAUUUCUUGUGUCUGAUGAGAAGCUAAAAUAAAGAAAGUUGUGUCUGGUGGAUAUUUUUCUUUUCGUGUCGCAUUCCUUAAGGAAAGACAAUUCAUUUAUCAAGAAUGUAAACUGUUCCAUUAAGAAAACUAUGUAACAACCUAAAUUUAUUGUAAGUUCUAUUUAUCUAACAGUCUAUUUCAAUAAGGUCAAGCACUUGAAUUUGUUUAGCAACCUCAAUUUCCUAUAAGUUCUAUUUGUGGCAUUUCUUAAUUUUUUUUGUUAGCUGUGUUGUAUUACGUCCCAGACCUAGUUUCGCGCUUUUUGUUUCUCAUUUUGCUCUGUGCACUCACCAAAACUAUGUAUUACUUUGGGUCUGGAUUAACAAAUAGAGAUUCCUUAU
Rubroshorea leprosula is the source of this 1655-nucleotide messenger RNA. NCBI's taxonomy places the organism in Eukaryota, Viridiplantae, Streptophyta, Magnoliopsida, Malvales, Dipterocarpaceae. The record is from the annotation of a GenBank genome assembly.